AAACAGGAAAGGGAGGAGGGGGGAGAGAGGCUCUGGGCUGCUGCCGCUGCUGUGUGGGUUUCUUUACACUCCCUGCUGCCACCCGCCAGCCCGGGAAAGUGGGUUACAGAGGGAAGGAGCUCAACUCAGACAGACACUGGCAAAGGAGCAUCCAGCCCCGAAUAGACUGGAGAACACCCUCCGUUGGCAGCCUUCUCUUCAUCUUUUUCUAGAGGGUUUUAUAUUUGUACUCUCUCUCUUUUGAAAUUGUGUUCCUUUGACUUUCACCCCCUUUGCUUGGGUUUUAUGAGUGCUUUGUUAAGUCUUAGAGGGAAAAGAGACUGAGCGAGGGAGAGGGACAGAGAGAGGCAAAGUGGAAAGGACCACAAACUGGCUGAGCCGUUCUGCCUUUGCUGUUGACGAAAGCCCUCCGUUGGUGAAGCCCCCGCGGCUCAGCAGCGCGCACACCCUCCAGAGUCCAGGACCCUCACCUCGCGUGGCCACCAUGGUCGGCAGAGUUCAGCCUGAUCGGAAACAGUUGCCGCUGGUCCUACUGAGAUUGCUCUGCCUUCUUCCCACAGGACUGCCUGUUCGCAGCGUGGAUUUUAAUCGAGGCACGGACAACAUCACAGUGAGGCAGGGGGACACGGCCAUCCUCAGGUGCAUUGUAGAAGACAAGAACUCAAAAGUGGCCUGGCUGAACCGUUCUGGCAUCAUUUUUGCUGGGCAUGACAAGUGGUCUCUGGACCCCCGGGUGGAGCUGGAGAAACGCCAUUCUCUGGAAUACAGUCUUCGAAUCCAGAAGGUGGAUGUCUAUGAUGAGGGUUCCUACACUUGCUCGGUUCAGACACAGCAUGAGCCCAAGACCUCCCAAGUUUACUUGAUCGUGCAAGUUCCACCAAAGAUCUCCAACAUCUCCUCGGAUGUCACUGUGAAUGAGGGCAGCAAUGUGACCCUGGUCUGCAUGGCCAAUGGCCGUCCUGAACCUGUUAUCACCUGGAGACACCUUACACCAACUGGAAGAGAAUUUGAAGGAGAAGAAGAAUAUCUGGAGAUCCUCGGCAUCACCAGGGAGCAGUCAGGCAAAUAUGAGUGCAAAGCAGCCAAUGAGGUCUCCUCGGCGGAUGUCAAACAAGUCAAGGUCACUGUGAACUAUCCUCCCACUAUCACGGAAUCCAAGAGCAACGAAGCCACCACAGGGCGACAAGCUUCACUCAAAUGUGAGGCCUCCGCGGUGCCUGCCCCUGACUUUGAGUGGUACCGGGAUGACACCAGGAUAAACAGUGCCAAUGGCCUUGAGAUUAAGAGCACGGAGGGCCAGUCCUCCCUGACAGUGACCAACGUCACUGAGGAGCAUUAUGGCAACUAUACCUGCGUGGCUGCCAACAAGCUGGGGGUCACCAAUGCCAGCCUAGUCCUUUUCAAGCGUGUUUUACCCACAAUCCCCUACCCCAUUCAAGAAAUUGGCACGACCAUGCACUUCAAGCAAAAAGGACCUGGGUCGGCGAGAGGAAUAAAUGGAUCCAUCAGUCUGGCCGUACCACUGUGGCUGCUGGCAGCAUCUCUGCUCUGCCUUCUCAGCAAAUGUUAAUAGAAUAAAAAUUUUAAAAUAAUUUUAAAAAAACACACAAAAUAUGCGUCACACAGGAUACAGAGAGAGAGAGUGAGAUGGGGGGAGACUGUUUAUUUCACAACUUUGUGUGUUUAUAAAUAAAGGGGGAAGUAAGAAAAAGGAAGAAGACAAUACAACAUUUAAAACAAUUCUCAAGUCCAUCAAUAACCAUUUGAGUAUGAUUCAGGGUGGGAAAAGUUCUAUUAGGCUAUGUGUAUGUCUAAGCAGAUAUAUGCUGUGUGAAGACCCAUCAUGCUAAGGACAUCCAGGUGUAAAACUAGGACAAGUGAAGAAGUACCAGAUGGAUAUUAACUCCCCCACACACUUGAUCCUUCCUUCAUCUUUUUUCAUCGUGAGGGGAAAAGAAACAAGGUCUUGCCUUUGUGUGUAUAUUGCCAUCAACUUUUUCCUCUGUUUUCAUUUGAGCUGACUUAUAACCAUUUGAGACUAUCAGUGGUAUCCAAGCGGAGUCCUGUGUUGAGCCUUUCUCUGGCUUUCUGCCUCCACUAUCAGCAACUUUUAAGAACAUCUCCUCCCACUCCAGUGUGUUCUAUCUCCCCACAUUCAUCCCAGAUACCCCCUUUUUUAUCUCCACCCCCCACACACUUCUCUUCACUCCCACCACCCUGAGCACUAGUCAUGCCGCAAACGCUAGGAAGUGCCAUUUUAAUUUUCUCUGCUGUGCGUGCGUGCUCGCGUCUCUCGCUCUCACGUGGGUGUACAUGUGUGUGCGUGUGUGUGUCUCUCUCAAGCAUGCCAAGGGAAUGGUCCAUGUGUACAUAGACUUCGUGCUGUAGAUACUGUCCUGCAUUUGUAAUUGUGAGACGCAGCUGUGACACAUUGCUGGGGGCAGGGUGGGGAAGGAGGCCAGGAGGAGGGCCCUUCCCCAUCCAUGGCUGUCACCCAACAUCGGUGUGUGUUCACACCAUGCUAUGCCCCUCCUAAGGGCAGAACCUCAUCUUUCUCCUAGUCCAAUCAUCAGAACCCAGUCAGGAGUCACUCAGAGUAUCACUGUCAAUGAAAGUGCCUACUAGUGAUGGGGUGAGCAAACAGUAGAGAAAAUCGGUGAUGUGGAUGAGGAGAGCUAGGAGAAAAGGUUUCUGAUUUCACUCUUGUUCCGUGAGUCUGAGGGAUUCAUAGGUUUGCUGGCUUGUUGCAGGCUGGGUCCUGCUCUGCUGCAGGGUGAGCAGCAUGUGCUGAGUAAAUCCCCAGAUGCAGGAAGGUCUCCCAGUGUUAACUCCCAAUGGAAGAGGAGGAGCCAUGUGGAGAUCCUAAGCAACCCUGUUUUGCUCCCUCCCUAAUUUUCCAAUAACACUGCAUUCGCCCAUAGAUUCCUCUGAGCAGAGAUUGUUUCCUAUUUCAGACAGGAUAUGUGAGAGUGAGUGAAGCAGGAAAAGUGAGCAGGGGCUCAGAUCCUUACUCGAAUUGUAGAGAUGCUGACAGAACUCAAUACAAUGCAUUGACCAUGACAAAAAGGAAUCAACUCCUGUGCUCCUUUGCAGACUUUUGUCCUGGUUUUCUAGGCUAAGACUUUAUUUGGUUGCCCACAUUAUCUCGCUCCUGUUCCACUGCUGGUGUCUGCAGCAACAUUGGUCAUAGUAGUCCAUCUUUAUCCCAGGCCAGGCCACUAGGAAUGAAAUUAUAUUCCAAUUUCCCUGCUCACUUUUGGCUUCUAGUCUCCUGAAAAAGAUGCAGUGGGGAAUAUGCUGUUUAAGGCCACAUCAUCAGACAAGCAUCAUCUUGUCAUUAACACUGAAAUGAGAGUUAGUGUCUUAACCAAAAGAGCCGGGAAGCUUGUAAUAAUUUACACAGAAAUUGUAUGAUUAACACAAAGCUUGGCAUCAUCACAACAUCAGAAGGAUUUUCUUAGGAAAGGCCUUGCAGAGAGCUGGCUCUAUGUGUGUAGAUAGCUUUGUCAGGAAACCAACCCUAGAGGAGACAUUGGAAGUGACUGAGUUUAUAAAAGGACAGAGGAUUAUUAUUGAGGUCAUAAUUGACAGUAUUUUAGCAGAGCCAGACAUGGUACCUCACCAAGUUUUGAAACCUGAAAAAUAGCUGCCAUGUGAUAUAAAACAGGAAACUUCAGAACUGCAAAUCAAUAAAGGAAGUGAGGAAGAAAGGAAAGGAGGGAAGGAGGAAGGAAGGAAGGAAGGAAGGAAGGAAGGAAGGAAGGAAGGAAGGAAGGAAGGAAGGAAGGAAGGGAAGGAAAAUUUCUCUUGAUAGAUUUUAUUAAUUGAAGGCUUUUUGUGAUAAGUCUGUGAACAUAACAAUUGCCUUGAUAGGCAGUAUUUUUCAUCUCUUCUGAGAGAUUUUAUUCUAUUUUAGAAGUUUUUCACCAUCCUUUUAUGAUUUUGCAGUUUAGACAUGAAAUUGAAGAACAAAUUGGGCUUAGGGAUCUGUGAGAGUGUUUGUGGCAAAUCCUGCUGUAAGACAGGUAACUACUAAAAUACAGGGGAGGUUGCCAUGUUCCUAUGCAGCAUCAACUUACUGACAAUCAGAGGUUUCUCUACAGCUUGGUCUUCUUAGUACAGGAUUGAAAGUUUAUCAUCCUUGAUAAAUGUUCCCCAUAUAUAUGAAGAGCCAGCCAUAUCCUUAAGUGGAAGCUUCAGAGAAGUACAUGCUAAUUUAAAGAUAUAUAAGAUGCGAAGAGUAACAGGACUUAAUUCAGUUUAGUGUCAGUUUCAGGAACAGAUCCCAGUGGCAUGUCACAGAUUUUAAUCAUACACCUAGAUUUCUUUUCGUCCCCACCCUAUCAUAAAGACAAGGUCUUGGUUUUAUGGAAGGAGAUAUUCCAUUGAAAGGAAUGUCUUUGCCAUGUUGGCACCAUUUGUUCCUGAGUUUUAAUAUGAACCAUAUAUUAAACAUAAUUAAACAUAUACUGGAUAUUGUAGUGUUUGCAUAUAUUUCUGGCAAGAGCUGGGGAUUUAAAAAAUUCAGCCUGGCUCCUGUUUCAGAGCAAACAGUGACCCCAGAAAUCUCAUAGGUAUGAGAAUGUCUCUAAGCAAUGUGAAGAAUGCAGAAUACAGAUUAGAGAAAAAUCAGAAAAAACAGGUAGGAGCCAUCAGACUGUCACCAUGAAAUUGAGUUUGAACAUGGGACUUUUGAAAUUUAGUUCAUCAGCUUAUCAUAUUGCUAUAUAAAUCCCCUCAAGAAUCUUGUCCAUUGGUAAUCAAAGCUUAAACCCUAAACUAAAAAUAACCAACUUGUUAGUAUCAGUACUCUGAGAGGAGUGAAGUGCAUCAAUUAAUCUGAAUGGCUAAUAGAUUUAAUGUUCUUUGUAUGCAAAAUGCACCUCACCAUUCAUAAAACAAAAUCCUUAGACUUGAUUUCCUGUUAAAAAAGCAGAAAUACCCUUGAUCCAGGGCACUUCUUGAAGAAUGAGAACUAAUCCUAGGUUUUACAACUGCAGAAAUACAUCCUCUGGACAAUUGUUCAUCAAAAGGUUUUUGUCUUACUUGUUUUGCCACAUAAUAUCCCUCUACCCUAAAAGAACUGAGGCUGAUGGGAAAGUCAUUGAGUUUUCUGUUGGAAAGAAUCGUCCCAUUGACCUUUGCCUUCUCUUCCAAGUCAGACAGACUUCACCCUUGUCAUGGGCAUUUUUAAAAACUACAUAUUCAGACAACUGGGGCUAUUCAUAGAGACCUUGUAAAAGUACUCGUGAUUUUCAUGUUCUUGGAGGACAGAAACAAAAAUCUGUUUCUCCUCCAAAAAUGGAUUUACCUCCUUUGCACACAAAAACUAAACUCCUCAGCAUGAAAUUGUAUCUGAGUUAUCACCUACUGAGUUGUUAGCUUAUAAACAACUCGAGUCAUAGUUUCCAUCCCCAGAUUGGUUGUGGUUUGACUGUUUCUAUUGGCUUGUCUCCCAGAAUUUCUAUUUUGUUUUUUGCAGGCCUUGAAUUAUUUGUGGAAAAAUAAUAUAUGUGUGUAUGUAUUGCUUUUAACCUUAUCUUUACAAAUGCUAUAUUUACAAUUGUAUGUGUAUUAGAAGACUCUAGAACAAUGGUUUAAACUUAAAAGGAAGAAAAGUACUGAAUUUGGUUUAAAAAAAAAAAGAGCUAUGAUUCAUUUAGAAAGACAUGGAGCCCCAUUUUUUUCAAUUUAUUAUUUUUUGUUUCCAAGCAAUUUGCUUACGAACCAUGUUCCAUGGGAUUAACCAUGGCCUUAUUUUUCUCUUCAUAACCUUUUAGCUUAGAUAUAGUCUAGGUUCUUAAUAACUAUCAUUUUUAUAGAAAUAAAAGUAUAAUGCAAUUACCUGACCCAUAAAAACUACUAUUAUUUUGGGACAAAUGUUAAAUAUAUCAUAAAAUAGUGAGAUAAGAGCCUAAAUUAAGAAAUGCAAAUCAGUUUAGAAAACCUCCUUCUUUCUUUAGUAUUUAAAAUAUUUCUCCUCCAAAGACUGCUUUUGCCCCAGUGAUGUAAAUUCUCCACCAUGGUUGGCAUAAUAUCUGUAAAUGUCUCCCUAAAAUGCAAAAUGAAGUUUACAUUUAUGUGCAUACUAGUGAAAGAGAGGCAAACCAUUCUCAUUUAUAUGUAGCUCUGCUGUCAAAUGUGGCCGACUGAAAUUCAAGAAAGAAUUUUUCACCCAGCAAUGCCUAUUUCUUUCCCCCUGGCCGGGAAGCUGAUGUUAACAUUAGGUUUAGGUUUGAUAUUACACCAGUGCAAAUGUUUGUGGAUAUUAUGGAAAACUUAUUUUAAGAUCUUGAUUUCCUUUCAGCAUAUUUACAUACUGUGUGCUGAUUAAUAAAUUAGGCACCAAUCAUGUGUAAAUCAAUGUAAAUCACUAGUUUAUGUACAUAAUAAAAACUAUGUAAACUUCAGUUUUCAGGCAGGGCUCAAGUUCAGUGAAACCUAUGAAUCUUAGAAAAGAAAAAGAAAAAGAAAAAUAAAUUAAAACCAAAGCAUUUCACAAGUCAGAAUGGGAAGGAGUAUGACUAAUGGCCCAAACUCAAGGUUGCCCCAGCAAAGGAAGCAGACCCACAGGAACUGUUAGGGAUUCAUAUCUUGCUCAUGUCACAGGAAGCCACCUCUUUGUUUCUUCAGGACCAAAGUGGAGUUUCUCCCAACUGUUUCCACAGUUUUCUCACCUGACUCCAAAGCAAGGGAAAUGAUGAGAUAGGGAGGAAGGAGUUUUAAGAGCUCAUAUGUAUCUGAUGCAUCAACUCCCAAAUCUUUUCUUGAUACUUCUUACUUACCAUCUAAAACAUCUUAUUGAAAGAGCUCCAAGGAAGUCACCUACACCUUGAUGCAGAAAAUAUUACUCUGUUUUCAUUUUCCAUCCAUCCAAAUGAAAGCUUCUUUGUCAUCUUAAUCCUAAGAAAUUGUGGAAUAUAAGAAAUAGGUUAGAAUUUUGAGAAAUAUCUUGCUAAAUCAUGCUAGGAAAUAACUACUUUUACUUAAUCCAGUAGACUUAUAUUUCUACAUAUCUAUUCUGAAUAUUGCAAAUCAGGACAAAAUCAUUUUAAUUGGGCGUAUCUCUCUCAGACACAUUCUCUUGGAGUUUUUUGAAAUGUCUGAUAUGUUUAACAGACAUAUAGACUUUUUCUAAAUUCUAAACAACUGAUACAUAAAGAGUCAUAGGAGAGAUGACUUCAAGGACCACAUGAGUUUUCUGAAAGGACUGUUAUAAAAAGAAUUUAGGUCAAAUGAAUAACAUGCUUAAAAUACACUCCUUGACUCAAGAUGCAUGGCAACUCUAAAGUGAAGUGGAAAGUGUACUGGGUUGGGAGUCAGGAGAAUUGGGUUCUAGCCCUGGAUCUGACCACAAACAAGCUAUGUGACCCUAAGCAAGUCAUUUAAUCUUCCUGACUCUUGGUUUUCUCUUCCUGAAAGUGAGGAAUUUUCAUGACAUCUCUAGAACCUCUGUCAACUCUAAGCUCUCUGAUUCUAAAUAAGAAUGUGAUGCUUUUGUUAGUGCUGUGCCCAGUGAAUCAUUCCAAGCAGCUAUUUGUCAGCUCUAGUUUGAUCUGUGGACUAUCUUCUCUUCUCAGAACCAUCAUUCCAACAACUCCAUUUCUAAAGCCAAAUCUUCCUAGAAUAUAGAUAGGAUCCCUGGCCUGGUUCUGUAAUUCUCUUCUGAUCAAAACUUCUUAGCAAUGUUGAAAAGGGACAUAUUCAGACUAAACUGAAGGCACUGAAAUAGCUAGAGAUGUUUCCUUAUUUAUCAUAACAUCUAACUGUUGAAUUAUAUUGUAAUAACCUUUCAUAGGAAGGAAAACAACCAGAUUGUGGAUUGUGCACGUCACAAGUGAGGAAGUUGUGCAUAGGGAAGGAAACAUCAGUUUUCUCUCAUCCUGGGCCAAGUGCCUCCCUGUGGUCAAUGUAUGUCCUUGAAAAUACUUUGCUUGUGCUGAUGACAGUAAGCAUGUGGUUCAAAAGGCAGUUCUGUGAGAAACGGGCAAGAUAAUAUAUUUUGUUUGGGAAGGAAUUUUGUACGGCAUAAGUUUCCCUAAACUUGAAUUAUAGGCUAUGAGGUCAAGCAAGUAGAUGGAAAGAAAACAAACCUCAUUUUCAGAAAGUGCAAGUUGAUACCAUCUAAAGAAAAGUUAAAAAUAAACACUUUUUAGGAGGUUACAGAGCUGAAUAUUUGAGAGUUGUUGUGAGGGCCAAAAACCAAAAGUGAAGUUAAGUUCUCUGAGAAGAGGGUAAGCAGAAAGGAUGGUUUCUUCCGUGGUGAAUGAAGAAUUACUUGUGCCAUGUUCUGGAUGGGUUGAGCAAAGACCCACUUGUCUUGACCCCUCAAAGUAUAGCUCUACACCAUCCUAGAGGCUCAAUUCAGCAUCUGUCCAAUGGAAGCUUUCUAUGCAUUGCCUAAGAGAACAGAAAGAAUCAGAGUCUUCUGUACACUGAAGAGGAGGGAUUACACAAAACUUCCAGCAUCACUAUCACUAUAUGUAGCUGAGGGAACACCAUUACUUAGGUACUUCCAGAGCUCUCCUUGAGUGCGGGGAUGGCCUGCCCUCAGGACAGCUCCCCGUUGCCAUGGGCAUUUCAGAGGUGCCUCUCUCUGAGUGGUGCUCCUCCAUCUGCUCCUGCAGCUGCAUUCUUCUCUGCACAAGCCCUCUCUAUGUAAAGCCAGGCACAGUGUUCAAAUCUGCUUCUUGCAAAUGAAAACACCUGGAACUGCUAGCUUCCUGGCACGCGGAAGUAAUUCUAAGCUACCUGGGGCCUUUUUGAACCCACUUCCCCAAGUCUUUGCUCUUCACCAGAGAAUAUCAGUGGUUCAUCCUGGUGAAUGAUGGCCAAGCUCUGCCACCCAAGUAUUUACUGGGAGUGGGGGAAGGUGGAAGGCAGAAAAUUACAGGGGGAGAGAAGCAUGGGAGAAAACCUCCAACUCCCUCCCGCCACCCCCAGUGCUUCACCCCUUCCUCCUCACUGCUGUACUGAAUGGUGUAUAAAUCCUGCUCUUGGUUAGAAUUCUCCUUAUUAACAGUGUUAUAUACAUAUAAAUAUAUAUAAAUAUAUAAAUAUAUUCCUUUUUUCAGCCCUGUAGACAUAAACAGAUCUUUCCUUGAUAUAAACACAUGGCCAUUUUUCUGUUGUUUGUUGUGUUUCUUUUGGUUGUUCAAGGUUUUUAAUUUUUGUUUAUUGGGUGGGUUUCCCCUCCCCUGGAUACUAGCUCUGUGAAGGAACAUAAAAAGCGCAGUGUGUGUAAAAAAAAAUUAAAAUUAAAAAAAGCUUUUUUCUUUACUUUUUCAAUGUAUUUAAAUUCUGUUUCUCUCUUCUGUUACUUUACAUGUAUGAAUGCUCUGCUCUUCUGUGAUCUUAAAACAAAAUGAAAUAAACAUGAAAAGGAGAUGUGUCUUCA
Messenger RNA from Myotis brandtii (Brandt's bat), 9397 nucleotides. It is a transcript of the gene LSAMP, whose product is annotated as limbic system-associated membrane protein. The record is from RefSeq and is a predicted model, not a curated record. The transcript is spliced from 9 exons. Bases 485 to 1570 code for a protein of 361 amino acids. Lineage: Eukaryota; Metazoa; Chordata; Mammalia; Chiroptera; Vespertilionidae. Gene Ontology annotation, cellular component: plasma membrane; neuron projection. Gene Ontology annotation, biological process: homophilic cell-cell adhesion.